Ostertagia ostertagi is the source of this 1398-nucleotide messenger RNA. The record is from the annotation of a GenBank genome assembly. NCBI's taxonomy places the organism in Eukaryota, Metazoa, Nematoda, Chromadorea, Rhabditida, Trichostrongylidae.
AUGAAGAGCAGGAAGGUGAAGCUGACAGUGCCUGUGGUCAAGGCGCACGCGUGCCCUGCGGGCACGUCACAGCUAAUCUUGUGGGAUACCGAGGUUCGCGGUCUUGGCGUGCGCGCGCUGCCUGACCACGUUAAGGACGGCACAACAGUACGCGGCGCGAAGACCUACGUCUUUCAAGGCAGGGUCAAGGGUGCCGCCAUCGAGCGGCGCAUCACCAUCGGCCGCGUGGACGCGAUGCCACUUGAAGGCGACGACACGAACAAGGACGAAGUCCGGCAUGGCGCACGCCAGCGGGCGCGCAAGCUGCGUAACAUGAUGGACAUGGGUCGAGACCCGCUUGCUGAGCAAGCGCAGGCCAAGGCCGACAAGAUCGCCGACGCCGAGCGCGCCCAAGCGCAAGCGGUCAGUCUGCGACAGGUUGCCGACCACUACAUCGCCAACAAAAAGACUCGCAAUGGGCCACUGAAGCCGAAUACGGUUCGCGACAUCAACGAGGUCGUGGACAAAGCGCUAGCCGCAUGGGCCGACCAGCCUAUCGCGAGCAUCACCCGCGCCAUGUGCGAGGCGCGUCACAACGAGUUGGCGCGCGGCGGGCUCAAUGGCAACCGGCCAGCGCCCACAACCGCUCGGAGCUCCUUCGUGGUGUUGCGCGCGCUGAUCAACUGGGCGAUGGAUAAGUACCGAGUCGGCGACGAACCUCUAAUUCGCGAGAACCCAGUACGAGUGCUGAAGGGUCAGAUGGCGCCGCCGAAGGCGCGAACGACCAAGGUGCCGAUGGAGCGCAUCGGCCACGUGUGGGAAGCCCUCCGUUCAGUUCGUGCCGAUCCCGCCCACCUCGCCGCAACACAAACUCAGGCCGACGCCCUGGCAUUCAUGCUGAUCACGGGCGCUCGCAAAGAGGAAGCGUUGCAACUCACCUGGGAUCGUGUGGAACUGGGCGACGACGCCGGCUCCUGGCACCUGCCCGCCCCCAAGGGCGGUAAUCCAAUCACCUUCCCACUGUCCAAACCCGCACGUGAAUUGCUCACCAGUCGCAAGCCCCGCCCAGGCUGCCCCUACGUUUUUCCCGCACGCGGCGGCAAGGGCCACGCAGGCACGCCGCGCGGCCCGGCAAUGGCGGCUGCCGUGGUGGCGGCAGGCUGCCACUUGGACCGCCACGCGCUGCGGCGGACGAUGACCACGCUUGCGGUGACGGUGCUGAACAUUCCUCUCUGGCGCGUCGAGCUAUUGACCGGUCACCGCAUCGGCGGCAACGUCACCCUGAACCACUACACCGAGACCAGCGACCUCCGCUACCUUGCGUCCGAUGCCGAACGCGUCGGCGCAUGGAUCGUCGAGCAAGCUGACAUUGCUGCUGGCCGUAACGUGCUGAGCUUGAUUCAGAAGAAGCGCGCCUGA